This is a messenger RNA of Nerophis ophidion (straightnose pipefish), 2383 nucleotides long. It is a transcript of the gene dpagt1, whose product is annotated as dolichyl-phosphate (UDP-N-acetylglucosamine) N-acetylglucosaminephosphotransferase 1 (GlcNAc-1-P transferase). Lineage: Eukaryota; Metazoa; Chordata; Actinopteri; Syngnathiformes; Syngnathidae. The coding region runs from base 304 to 1524 and encodes 406 amino acids. Gene Ontology annotation, molecular function: UDP-N-acetylglucosamine-dolichyl-phosphate N-acetylglucosaminephosphotransferase activity. Gene Ontology annotation, cellular component: membrane. The record is from RefSeq and is a predicted model, not a curated record. Gene Ontology annotation, biological process: protein N-linked glycosylation; dolichol-linked oligosaccharide biosynthetic process. The transcript is spliced from 9 exons.
AUGUAACCGGAAGUACACAAUCCAUCCGUAACUAGAGCAGGACGAAACAGUGGAGUUUUGCUGAACAUUUUAUUAUAACAACUCCCAAGGAUGUGAGUUCAUGUCUUUAUUUGUUGAGUUGUUGCUCAUAUUGUAGUCAUUUUUCGUAGCAAGACCUGGUGUUAAAAUGGCACCAUGACGUGUUUGUAUCUGAGUGGAGAUAGCCGUAGCUUUCCCAUUGAGCGACAGAGGAGGCGACGUCACGUCAGCUAGUUCGGUGACCUGUCAGACUAAGAAGGAGCAGCAACUAAAACGAAUGAAAACAUGUCGCCGUCGCCUUUCUUCCCGCUGGCGAUCAAUUGCUUCUUGUCAGCACUCGGCUGUUUGGCCACGUUGAAGCUGAUUCCCGCUUUCAAAGACCAUUUCAUCGCGGCUAGAUUGUACGGGAUGGACCUAAAUAAAGUGACCAAAAAUCAAGUUCCAGAAUCUCAGGGUGUCAUCAGUGGGACGGUCUUCCUCAUCAUCCUCUUCUUCUUCAUCCCAGUGCCUUUCCUCAGCUGCUUUGUAGGAGAUCAGUGUAAUGGCUUCCCACAUGAUGAGUUUGUGCAGCUAAUAGGCGCUCUGCUGGCCAUCUGUUGCAUGAUCUUCCUGGGCUUUGCUGAUGAUGUGCUCAAUCUGCGGUGGAGACACAAGCUGCUGCUUCCUACCAUGGCUUCCCUUCCACUGCUCAUGGUGUAUUUCACCAACUUUGGCAACACAGUCAUUGUGGUGCCCAAACCACUCAGGGUACUACUCGGGCUGCAUCUGGAUCUAGGUAUUCUCUACUACGUCUACAUGGGCAUGCUGGCAGUAUUCUGCACCAACGCCAUUAAUAUCCUGGCUGGCAUUAAUGGCAUUGAGUCAGGUCAAGCUCUGUUUAUCUCUGUCUCCAUAGUCGUCUUCAACCUGCUGGAACUCAACGGUGACUACCACGAUGACCAUGUUUUCUCACUGUACUUCAUGAUACCGUUCUUCUUCACCACAUUAGCACUUUUUUACCACAACUGGUAUCCCUCAUCUGUGUUUGUGGGAGACACUUUCUGCUACUUUGCAGGAAUGACUUUUGCCGUUGUCGGCAUCCUGGGACACUUUAGCAAAACAAUGCUUUUGUUCUUUCUUCCUCAAGUGGUUAACUUCAUCUAUUCAUUGCCUCAGCUUUUCCAUAUUGUCCCCUGUCCCAGACACAGACUACCCAGGUUGAAUCCUGAAACAGGAAAACUGGGAAUGAGCUACUCUAAAUUCAAAAGAAAGGACCUUUCCAAACUUGGAAAUCUCAUUCUGCAGGUUGCAGAGCUAUUGAAGCUUCUUGAGGUGCGCAGAGGCCAAGAGGGAGCUGAUGAAUUCAUCGAGUGUAACAACAUGACCAUAAUAAAUCUAGUCCUGAAAUUCCUUGGACCCACUCAUGAGAGGAAUCUCACUGUCAUCAUGCUGUUGAUACAGUUGAUCGGCAGCACAGUGGCUUUUGGGAUCCGUUACCACCUGGUGCGCCUCUUCUAUGACGUCUAGAUUACUCACAAGCAAACACAAGAGAUUUCUGAUGGAGAAACUUUUCUUUUUGAAACCAGUUUUCAAGCGCGUUGUGUGCCUGCCUUAAAAAAGAUUAUAUUACCUCAGUUUGCUUUGUUUUUCACACUGCCGUAAAGACUUCUGUAAAAUUAUUCUUAAGGAGAAUAUCAUGACAUAGCAAGCUCUUUUUAUUUCCUGCCUUAUGUUGUGGGGUCUAUCAAUUUUCAUCAGGAAAGUGUAACCAUGUCAUAUUCACAUUUCCACCCAAAAAUUAUAUUUUUGUUCUGAUUGUAAUGAGUUUCCAUCAACCACAAUUCAUUAAUUGAAGUUGCUUAUAGCGUGGUCUUGGAGGCCACUCCAUGGCCAUCAAUUGAUUCAAAAUGCAGGGAACCUCUGUAAAUAGAAGGGAGAUCAAUACAUCAAUUUAAUAAUGAUGUUUUAAUACUAUAAAGUCCUCCAAUGUUUAUGUUAGAAUCAAGUAAAAGACAAGCGGUAGAAAAUGGAUGGAUGGAUUAGAUACUGGAUCACGAAGUACAAAGGCCACGUUCAAACUGCCAUCUGGUCCAUUUAACAAAUAUAUCAAGGUAUCAUGUAAAAUGUUACCUUUUCAACAUCAAACGGAUGGUAAUAUGCAACAUGAGAGUGUAUUAUAAUGGUCUACUGUGUGGAAAAUACAACUUUUUUUGAAGUUACUGAAAGAUAAAGGCUGGUGUUAUAAUAUAGAAGUAUAUUUUGUCACCAGAAUAUUUUGUCAAAUUGCACUGGUAUACUGUGUUUUGGAAUGUAAAUUCAAAUGUGAUGAUGGGGAUUUUAGAUAUGGUUGACACAAAUUGUAAAAUAAAAGCUGAAACAAAGUGAA